This is a messenger RNA of Galleria mellonella (greater wax moth), 4599 nucleotides long. Its product is annotated as E3 ubiquitin-protein ligase TM129-like. NCBI's taxonomy places the organism in Eukaryota, Metazoa, Arthropoda, Insecta, Lepidoptera, Pyralidae. The transcript has 5 exons. The record is from RefSeq and is a predicted model, not a curated record. Gene Ontology annotation, biological process: protein ubiquitination. Gene Ontology annotation, cellular component: endoplasmic reticulum; membrane. Gene Ontology annotation, molecular function: ubiquitin protein ligase activity. Bases 481 to 1581 code for a protein of 366 amino acids.
UAAUAUAAUAGUUAUUUGCAAGAAAAAUGAAAUAAAUAAAAAAAAAUUCGCAUAUUGGAUUAUCUAAUUUAUUUGUUACUGCGGUGAGGUUAGAACUCAACGUAAUACAGCCGGGCGGCUAUUAAAGCAAUAAAUUGUCGACUGGCAUACGCUAUCGUUACUUCCAGCUACGACAGCUACCGCGGCUAUCGGUAGCCGGCUAUAAUCAUUAGCUGUCUAUGUCGACGACAGAUAAACUAGCUGCGGCUAUUAUUUGUAUAUCCGCUAUAUAGCUGGUUAUGGGUAUAGUUACACAUCGCUAUCCAUCCCUUGUCACUGUCACUUGUCAGCGCCAUAUUAGUUUUGAUUUGGAAGACUGUGAGUGGUGUGAAGUGUGCUUUAAAUACGUAUAUUAUUCAAACUUUUACUCUUUUAUGCUAGUGUAUAGUUAAUUUUUAGGAAUUUUAUAUAGUUUAUAGAAUAAGUAUUAUAUUUUCAAUAAUGGAUGUGCUGCUAACAUUGCUUUACGUGUUAUUUUCAAUAUGUGUGUUAUAUCCACCCACGGAGUUCGUAUCAGCUGGCUUCGUCAUCGCUCAGCUAUUUGAAAACUAUUUGGGUUCGGAAAAAAAGAACUUUAUUGAAUAUCAUACGAAGAGGAUAACGAUGACCGCUCUAAUACAUUCCACGUUACCAUUUGGGUAUGUAAUUUGUUUGUGGUGCGGGGGCGAGCGAGGGCCGUGGAUGUUGUCGGCGGCUGUGGGAACAGCGAUUUUACCAAUAAUGAUGUGCUAUAAGAUACUGUGUUGGUGGGAAUACAACAGUACCAAACAUCCCGCUGUGAGGUCGCUGCUAUAUUAUGCCUCACCUGGACAAGAUUGGCGAGUGGUGGCUAACAGCCUUAAUAUUGAAUUUAGAAGUGUUGAUAAAGUGUCCGUACCAUUAACAGCUACAAGUAAAUUUGUAGCCACUGAAACCUGGCUCAUAAAAGUGUCACAAUACAAGUUGAAUAUUGUGAAGCAGGACGACUGCACACUCAUGGUUACUGCUACGGACAAUCAUAAUGUCACAUCAUCGGGAGAAGACAAAAUUCAAUAUGUGAAUAUAGAAGCAAUUCCAUCUGUUGACGAAGUGGAGCGCUUCGUGUUUCGUGUGUCGACAGCUGCUAUGAGGGACCUGCUGCAGAGGCUGGCCCGCCCCAUAAGGGUGCCCGAACACCUAUCUCUCUUAACCACUCAGAUCGAGAGAUUUGUCGCAGUGUUCAAGCAACAUAUUGAACAGAAUCCUAUUUAUUAUGUGGACCAGGAAAUAGAACAGUGCAUCUGUUGUAUGCAGAGUCAAGCGGACGUGAAGAUCACGCGCCGAUGUUUGGCACCUCCACCACAUUUAGGGGGCGGCCUACAGCAGUGCAAAAAUUGUAACUGCAGGGUGCUGUGGUGCGCGGCGUGCAUAGGGCGGUGGUGGGCGACGCGCGCGGCGGGCCCGCAGGAGCGGUGGCUGGCGGGCCGCUGCACGUGCCCCGUGUGCCGCGCGCCCUUCUGCCUGCUGGACGUGUGCCCCGCGCGCCCCGCGCGCCCCGCGCCCCGCUCCCAGGCUCCAGUCUAGUUGUCCAACUGCAUACUUGCACUUAAAAUGAACAACUCUAGUGCUGACCGAACUUUGAACAAAGUUUUUUACAAGGUCGGCUCUCAAUGAAAUAAAUCUGUUUUCUUCUUUUAAUUAUUAUUGAAUUAAAGCAAUGAAUUCUAAUUUUUUUUUUUUAUUCUUUGACUACUCGCCAUGAUAUUAAUAUUUUGUAAUUGUAACGAUUUGUAACUUGAUACUUGUCAAUAGGUAUUGUUUUAUACGAAUUAAUACCCGUUAGACGGUUGCUGUUCUUGCAGUAACUGAAUUCAGUCGUCAGAUACAAGUAGCCUACAAAAUUUGUGUGGGAUAUUUAUAAGAGAUGGCCGUUUUCUUUAUUUUAGAACAUAAUUUUUCGUAUUUUUAAGUGAACAAAAUUUUUACUAUUAUAGUUUUUAAUUGUACCACCAACAAAAAAUUACUCUAUUUGCCGGUAAUUAGUAUAACUUUAGAAAUAUCUUACUUAAUUUUAUAAAUGUGAAAAUUUGUAAAUAUAUAUGUUACAUGUUUGAAUGUUUGAAACUGCUGAAUAGAUUGGAAUCAAUGGUAAAUUGUGUAUUUAAAUGUUUGAUGAUAAAUGUAUUUGAAUAUAAUAUUACCCACCUAAUGUAAUUCUAUUUUUACACAAUCCAUUUUUAUAUUGUAAUUAAAUAUUAUUAAUCGAUUUAUAUGUACAUUAUUGGUGCUUAUAGAGGCUGUGAUUUUUUUUAAACUUAUACAUUUUUUAAUAUUUAUAAUUAGGUUACCAAUGAUUUGUAAGUAAUUUCGAAUGUUUAAACUAGGUAAAUGUUGCUUAAAUUAGUGUCUAAAUAUAUAAAUAAAUGUAAAUAAAUGUAUUCAUUUAUUUUAAUCUUUUGUUUAAUUUUUUUUUUUUUUGUAACCAUUAACCCUUAUUUGAAAACAUUAAAACCAUAAACCUGCUACACUAUUUUAUUAUUUCAGCCGCUAACUGUCCGCUGGUGGACAUAAGCCUUCCCAGUAAGGGGAGUUUUGCAACUGCUGUUGCCACGCUCGGCAGGCGGAUUGGCAACAGCAGUUAGCCCAUUGUGACGAAUUCCACUAGAAUUAAUCACGACGGUUUCCAGGGGGAACCGCGUGCAGGUAGGGUGGUACCUGGUAGGGCGUAUUGCUGGCAAUGGGUAAGUUAGACCCUAUUACCAACAAUCCCUUUAAUUUCCCCAAAUAAAUGGGUUUCGUGUGUCAAUUACAACUCGUCCUCUAUUAACGUGUCUUCUAUUCUUCACUAUCAUCAUAUUCGUUAACUGUCCACUACUGAGCAUAAGCAUCCUGUAAGGAGUGAGGCGUAUUUAUCAUAACAUAUAUAAAUCACAAGUAUUCGAAGAUCACGGAUGACUGUUGUUCUUGCGAUAUCAUUAUAUCCGUUAAAAAAUAUUAAGUAUUUAUAAUUCACCGUACUCAAGUUAUUCGACCACUAUCAACAAUCAACAUUUUCAGUAUUCGAUAACAGCCUAGUGACCGGCUUGCGACAUAGAUUAAAAUAACAGAACAACCAACAACAACAAAAAUAUGAGACAACUAUUCUUGUCUUUGUCUUUUGUAUAAUAUUGUCAUAAGCUAAAACGAGACACAUCUAGUAUUUAUUUGAAAUAAACCAAAAUAAAAGUAAGUCGUUAUAUGGUGACGUUAUUGUCCAUGGUAACGCUCAUGUCUAUAGGCGACGAUUACCACUUUCUAUCAGAUGGGUUGUCAUCUCGUUUGCCAUUCCAAGUUUGAUAAAGGGAGAAAUAAAUAAAUCAAAAUAAAAAACAAGUGUGUUGAAUUUGAUUUAGUCUGUAGCUCUUGUUUCUUGUCUACAUCUCUGUUGUUUAUUUAAUUUAGUAUCCCUCUGUUGACACCAUAUCUUUCUGGCUAGCUGGUUUUCGUUUAGAAAUAAAUGCAAAGGUAGUACCAAAACUUGCUGAAUUUCUUGAAUUUCUAGAGAAGCGUGCCCUCGCUAUGGAAAACACAUCUGAAGAAAAGAUGCCAGCUUCAAGUGGUUCAGCUAAAUUCACCAAGCCUUCUCUAUUUUACUUACAAUCAUUUUCUAUUUUAGCUUCUUUCAACAAAUGGAUUGAAAUGGAUUACACAUAAACGAUCUGCCAUCGUUUUUAAUUACAAAUUGAUAAUUUCAAUGCAAUUAAAUAUUGCAGAACUCGAAAAACAAAUGAAUUUAUUAGUGGAAUACUAUGCAAACGGAGUAGGAAACAAAGCUUUUGAUUUUGACAUAAGAAAUCGAAGCUGUAGGCUAGGUUGUCGGCGAAAACGAGGCUGAUGAUUUUUGUUAGAGAACACCAAAUACAAUGACAAAAUGUCAAACCGCACAGCCUCGAGUAGUUCCCGUUUACUCCGCUCGUCUUAAAGCUCGUAGUUGAGCGCUUGUGUCGCGUGUUAGGAAUUAGUGAAUACCAUUUCAAUAUUUCAUCGCUGCGUCAAGGUUGAUGUCUAGGCUGUUUGUUUAUAAAAUGGCACUACAGUUGACGGUCGGUUAGUCGGCUAUAACCCAUAGUUGUAUAUGUCGACGACAGAUAACCUAUUCGCAGCUAUUCUUUGCAUAGCCGCUAUAUAUCUGGGAAUCGGUAUAGCUACCCAUCGCUAUUCACCACUAGCGAUGGGUAACUAGCCAAAAUUUUAAUAACUCGUAUCCGGCUAUUUAUGAUGUAAAAGCUGGCUAAAUGGCCAGCUAUUUGGCUAUCAGCUAUUAUAGGAAAGACUCAUUAUGAUCGACCCAAUAGCGAGAUGCUUAGCGUUAGUUAUUUAGUUGAACAACUGCCCAGCCACACCACAUCGGAUUCGAUUCUCAACGCAGCAAUAUAAUGUUAGAUAAUUCGAGUGUUUUUUCUUUUUAUUUUUUUUUAUUUUGGUUAUAGUGGUGCAAUGUAUGUAAUGAGUUAAAAGGCUUUAAGCUAUUUCAACUAUAAUCGAAUAGGCUAUCUCAAACUUUAAAUUCACAGAUCGUAGAUGUCGCUAACUCUUAUUGAUAAUAUAAUUUUUUUCUUAAUA